Molecule: messenger RNA, 2815 nt
Organism: Xyrauchen texanus (razorback sucker)
Lineage: Eukaryota; Metazoa; Chordata; Actinopteri; Cypriniformes; Catostomidae
Product: calcipressin-3-like
Exons: 5
Coding region: 155-838 (227 amino acids)
Biological process (GO): calcium-mediated signaling
Cellular component (GO): nucleus; cytoplasm
Molecular function (GO): nucleic acid binding; calcium-dependent protein serine/threonine phosphatase regulator activity
Source: RefSeq, a predicted model, not a curated record
AAUUUACUGUUUAUAUGAAAAGACGCAUUUCUAAUGGAGAUUUUACAAUAUUCCCUUAUUGCAUUCAUUUUUACGGCCUCUGAUCCUAAAUUGGAUGGAUGAAUCCUCGCUCCAGCAUCGAUAUUGAAUCAGUUGCAAAGAUAACUGUGGAAAUAUGCAUGAGGGUGGGAAAUUGUGGAGCAACAGCUUGGAGGGUCACAGCAGUGAUCAUGAAGAGGAGAUGAUGUUUAUAGAGAAUGACGAAGACUCAGAGGAGAUGAUGGACUUGAGUGAACUGCCUACAGCUCUGUUUGCCUGCAGCGUGCACAAGGCGGUGUUUGAGGAGGACAGACAGCGGGAGAGGUUUGAAGCUCUGUUCAGGUUCUACGAUGAUCAGACAUCGUUCCAAAUGUUCAAGAGUUUCAAGAGAGUUCGGAUCAUCUUCAGCACUCCAGAGGCUGCUGCACGUGCACGCAUCGAGCUCCACGAAUCCGAUUUCAACGGAACUAAACUAAAACUCUUCUUUGCACAAGUACAGAAUUCAGGGGAGGAUGUGGACAAGACAUACCUGGCCCCGCCUCAACCUGUCAAGCAAUUCCUCAUCUCUCCAUCUGCAUCCUCGUCUGUGGGGUGGAGCCAGAGUGAGGAUGCCACACCUGUGAUUAACUAUGACCUGCUGUGUGCUGUGGCCAAACUAGGACCAGGUGAGAAGUACGAGCUGCAUGCAGGUACAGAGUCCACUCCUAGCGUGGUGGUCCACGUGUGCGAGAGUGAAAUUGAGGAAGAGGAGGAAGCUCGGCCCAAAGCAAAAAUCAUUCAGACCAGACGCCCUGACGGUUCCCCAAAAGUCUUCAACUAAGCCUGUUGACAUACUGCACACGAUCUAUCUCUCUCUCUCUCUCUCCUCUCUCUCUCUCUGUCUCUUUCUCUGACCAGGGAAAGAUACGCUUUAUUUCAACAACAAAAAAAGCAAAUCUUAGAAGUGGGCUGCAUUUGGAGGGGUGCUCAAUGCACUUGAGGCUGAUGCUGUUCUGAACUGGACUAGUGAAAGGAACACACUGUCUCACCGCUGCCUCACGGGACAGCCAGGUGGCAAUGAGUUUGCGACCCCCCAACCCCCCCCUCUCACAAUCAUAGCAGUUUUCAUUCCAUCAUUUAGAGUCUUUGUGCUGUAGCAUUACAGAGCAGUAAUAGUAUUUAACUGUUUUAGAGUAGGUUAAAUGUUAACCUUGUUACAGUUUGUCAUCAAAGAAAAAUGCUUUAAAAAAAGAUAGUGGAACCAUUUAUUUCCUGCUUUCUCUGUUUUUAUCUGAUGGCUUUGUCCAAGUUUAUCUCCAUAUCGUUUAGGUUGGCAUACCGCUGAGGGGGUGCGGCUCACUGGGUUUGAGACCCAUGUGUAUUUAUGUCUGUUCGUAACAUACCAGGUGGGGAUAACAAGAUUUUCAAUGAAAAUGACUGUUUAAGGGAUCAAAAGUUGAAGUGUUUCAGUAAUGUUGGUGAUGAUGAGAGAUUUUCUCUCAAGGGUGUUAAACAUGUUUGUUUACUAAGUUAGAUGUGUAUUAUGCUUACUGUGUAUUUGAUAACACGUACAUUUUUGCAUGCUAACUGGCGUAUUUUAUACUCUAUGUUAAAGAUUGAUGCAACUGCUUUUUAGCAUAUCUGACCGCUGUCUUUCAGAAGAAUGAACUGACACUGGAAAGUGAAGACAACAGUUGUCAGGUGUAAAGUUUGACACAGACAUUUUGUACUUAUGUAAUGUUCACUGACAGACAAAAGAAGUUUAUUGAUAGUACAGGAAAAAAGCACAUUGAGUUGGGUUUUAGUUUCUCCUCAGCUGUUUGGCACCAUUCAGCUUUAGCUUUUUCUAGGAAUUUAUAUAGACCUAGAUUUCCAGGCCUGUAAUAGUCAUAAAAAUGAAAGAAAAAUAUCUAAAGUCAUGGAAAAGUAAUGAAAAUGUCGAUUUUUAUAGUUGUGCUGAGCUUUGAUAUAUUUAAUUGGCUAGAACUAGCUUUUUGUCAGUACAAUAUCUAUGAACAAAUUUUAGAAUAUCAUUAUCCAGUAAUAAUGAAUGACUGCAAGUCAUGGAAAUUCAAAGGUGUGGGAACCCUGUGUUUUGGGGACUUUCUGUGCUACUUGCAUUAAGCACUGAAAAUGUUAGGUGUUUCUCAUCUCUGCAUGGGUUUGCUGAGUCAAGACUUUAAUCAGCUGAGGUUACAGGACUAUAUUCUCAUUGUGGACAGUUGCAGAGAAUUGUACACCCCAGCUACAUUUAUUGUAAAGAUUUUCAAGAUUUCUGAUAUUCUUGAUUGUUCUGUGAUCCAUUGAAUCUCAUUUUGUUUGCUGUGAAUAAUCUGUUAUAUUUGGUGUCAAAAGCUUAAGUCAAUCAAAUUUUGUGUAGUUAAAUUUAAAGAUCAUACAUCAAACUCUGAAGACAUAUGAAGUCCAAGUGGGUGUACCAUUGUGGGAAUGCUUGAUGGCUGUCAUUUCAAUGUUCAGCGUUACAGCAAGUUACAUAUUUUGUGUCUUGCUAAUUCUCUUUUUCAGUUUAUUGCCAUUUCAGUUUAUAUAUAUAUAUAUAUAAACAUACACUGUGUUUAUUCAUACCAAAAGAAUUGCGAAUAUUAAAUGCCUCUUGAUGAAUACAUUUGUUUUAAACAAUGUGCUGUAAAUGUUAGGGAGUAAAAUGGUGGUUAAACUAGCCUUACUAAAAGUCACAUUUUAGUAAAAAAUGGGAGAGUCUUGUUAAAGGUAUAGUUCACCCAAAAAUGAAAAUGCUUGCAUCAUUUACUCACUUUCAUCCUAUCCCAGAUGAGUAUGACUUUCUUUCUUCUGCUGA